GUGGCAACACUGGAUGGCCAGGCAGCUGAUUUUGCAGCUGAUUAUUGCCGAAUUUUCACAACAUUGCGCGAUACCUCGAACAUUUUGAUAUUUUUACUCGAUUUACGUAAUCCGGAGGCGAAGAUCACCUGUGAUUCACCCACGCGAGAGCUGCAAACCAGUAUUGCCUCGCUAGCGAUGUCGCGAUCCGCUCAAGAAGUUGCGGCGCUGCUGCGGGGACUGCGGAUUUUGGUGGAGGCGUGUGGGCGCGAGCAUCUCGCCCACGGUCGUCAUCUGUGGAGCAAUUCGAGCAUUCGUGAGCUAAUCGCCGAGAAUGCCGAACAGACAGCACAGCUGGUGAGAAAUUCCAGCAAAAAUCCAACGGAGGAGCUGAAAAAACUGCAGCAAUCCCUCCAAGAAACCGGCGAACGAGGCUACGUGGUGGCCAAAGGAAUUUGCUCGCUGCUGGAGACCAAAAUCAAGAUGUCACGCGCGGAAUCAAGCGAGUCGGAACCCCCUUCAGCUUACCCCUCUCCACCGAGAAAACCCACAACGCCCACUGGCCAAAACAUCACCAAUUGGGAUGCCGCCAAUUUGGAUAUAUCCUCCAUAACGCUCAAGGAGUUCGAGGAGAUACUCUCGAAACGCAACAAAGAUCGGAGCGUUAGCCUGCGCACUCCGGCCACCAAGAGCAGUCAAACGGUGCCGCCGAAAACAAAGGGAAAACCCGAUCAACCCGAUCCGGGGAUCAUUGGCCAGGACACCGAGUAUGUCAACAAUGUUCUCCGCUUUGUGGCGGGUGCCAAGACGCCGGAGGAACCCGACACGCAGAUCAAGAAGCCUCCGCAGCAGGGCAUCGAUGUCCCGGAACUGAGCAAAGUGGCCAAACAGCGAAAGGUUCCCUCCUCGCGAAUCGGCAGGAUGGCCUCCUUUGGCGGUUUGUUCGCGGGACUGGGCAUCGGAACCAUCAACGAGCUGACCAAGGGAGCUCUGGGCCUGGGCGGUUCGACCAGCAUGCGGGAGGCCCUUCUGAGUCCCGCCAACGCCGAACGAAUCGUCGACACGUUGUGCAAAGUGCGUGGAGCUGCUUUAAAGAUCGGACAAAUCCUGAGCAUCCAAGAUUCCAGCGUGGUAUCGCCGCAGUUGGCCAAGGCUUUCGAGAGAGUGCGCCAGGCGGCGGACUACAUGCCCGACUGGCAGGUGGAACGGGUGAUGAACACCCAAUUGGGCGCCGACUGGCGAAAGCGACUCAGCCGCUUCGAUGACAAACCUUUUGCGGCCGCUUCCAUUGGCCAGGUGCACCGCGCCACGCUGGCCGAUGGCAUGGACGUGGCCAUCAAGAUCCAGUAUCCCGGCGUUGCCCAGAGCAUCGAGAGCGAUAUCGAUAACCUGGUUGGCAUGCUCAAGGUGUGGGACGUCUUUCCGCAGGGCUUCUUCAUCGACAAUGUGGUGCGCGUGGCCAAGAGGGAGCUGCAGUGGGAGGUGGACUACGAUCGCGAGGCGGAGUACACGGAGAAGUUCCGCGAGAUGAUCGCACCCUAUCCGGAGUACUAUGUGCCGCGCGUGGUGCGCGAUCUGACCACCUCGAGUGUCCUGACCACCGAAUUUGUGCCAGGAGUUCCGCUCGAUAAGUGCUUCGAUUUGAGCUACGAGCAUCGUGCCCACAUUGCCGCCUCCGUGCUGAAGCUCUGUCUGCGCGAGCUCUUCGAGAUCGAGUGCAUGCAAACGGAUCCGAAUUGGUCGAACUUCCUGUACGAUGCGCCCAGUCGUCGCCUGAUGCUCAUUGACUUUGGAUCGACGCGCUUCUAUCGGCACGAGUUCAUCCGGAACUAUCGCCAGGUGAUCAUGAGUGCGGCGGACAACAAUCGCCAGGGCGUCCUGGAGAUGUCCCGCGAAAUGGGUUUCCUCACCGGCUACGAAACGAAGCAAAUGGAGCAGGCGCAUGUGGAUGCGGUGAUGAUACUCGGCGAGAUCUUCCGCUACGACGGCGACUUCGACUUCGGCAAGCAGAACACCACGGAGCGGUUGGCUGCUCUGGUGCCCACAAUGGUGGCGCAUCGACUGUGUCCGCCGCCCGAGGAGAUCUACUCCAUCCAUCGGAAGCUGUCGGGAAUAUUCCUCCUGUGCGCCAGACUGAAUGUGCGCAUGAACUGCGUUCCCUUCUACAAGGACAUCGUCCUGGGCAAGUUCAAGGACUAGUGGGAGCCAGGCUCUCCACACUUCACCUUUCACCUUUUUUUUCUUAACACUUAAGUGCGCUUAAUUUGUAAAUGCGGCUGGCGAAACGAUUACAGAUUUUGUUGUAACAACUAACCCUGUAUUCUUAAACUAAAUAACUUUCUGGAAGGGAUAUCACAAGUAGCUGAAUGGGAUAAUAAAUGUUUUGAAAAAACA
This is a messenger RNA of Drosophila ficusphila, 2373 nucleotides long. It is a transcript of the gene Coq8, whose product is annotated as atypical kinase COQ8B, mitochondrial. The record is from RefSeq and is a predicted model, not a curated record. The coding region runs from base 178 to 2178 and encodes 666 amino acids. Gene Ontology annotation, cellular component: extrinsic component of mitochondrial inner membrane. Gene Ontology annotation, biological process: ubiquinone biosynthetic process. Gene Ontology annotation, molecular function: kinase activity. NCBI's taxonomy places the organism in Eukaryota, Metazoa, Arthropoda, Insecta, Diptera, Drosophilidae. The transcript is spliced from 2 exons.